GCCACGCAGAGGAAAACGAGUUUCGGACCGCCAUAAUAGCGCCAUAGCGGUGUGUACUUCGUCCCGCUCGUUCGUUGUUCGCGACGCGACGCUUACCGACGCUCGGCGUCGUUUAUUAAAAUUCCGAUUAAUGAGCGAAUAGAUUCAUAUCGCGAUUAUAUUCGCGGUGUAUUAAAAGCGUGAAUAGACAAAACUACGAGGAGGACUCGAGGUAAGAACGACGUGAGAGACGCGUGAGUUGCGUGUCUUCGUGGGUGCUUGAACGAGCACGAUUGGCAGGAAAACAUGGAGAACAGACCGGCGCCGCUCCGUUCCAGGAGAGUCUGUCGGUUUUGUCUGACAGAAUCUGAACCACUGAACUUCAUUUACGAAAGGGAUCACAGCAAGCCGUUCCAAGUGCCGCUUACCCUGCAGAUCAUGUCGUGCGUCGCCAUCGAGGUGUACGCAGCUGAUGGGAUGCCACAAAUGAUAUGUAGUAUGUGUCGCUGGAACCUGGAUCGUUCUUACAAAUUCAAACUUCGGUGCAAGAAAGCAGAUGAAGCGCUAAGAGCUUAUCCACUGACUGGCUUUUUACCAAGACCAUUUCCACCGCUUCCUAAUGAUCCACCUGAAACAAAUAAUAAACGACCUUUGGAGCAGAGAUCACAAAAUGAAGGAAUAAAGAAGCCUCGUGUUGACAAUGGUGAUAGAGAAAGACGAGAAACACGUGAACGAGACAGAGACAAGGAUAGGGAUAGGGAAAGGGACAGGGAUCAAGAACGAGAAAGAGAUAAAGAUCGUGAUAGAGAAAGAGAAAGAGAGAGGCAAGCAGAAAAUGAAAGAGAAAAGGAUGAGCAACAUGACUUCUAUGAAGAAGAACAGGAUGUUGGCAGUGAAGGAGAUCAAGACUCGAAAAUGAUUAAAGAAGAACGGAAAUUGGAACCAGGUGAAAUAAGAGUACAUGCAUGCGAUCAGUGCGAUCGCACGUUUCCCUUACGCCAAGCUCUUCUUCUUCAUGUUCAAAGAGCUCAUCGAGAUCGUAACUAUAAAUGCACGGAAUGUGACCGUAUGUUCUUCUCUAAAUAUGAUCUUGCAAAACACAUGACUACGCAUUCGGAGCAGAAACCCUUCGCCUGUCCAAUUUGCAACAAACAAUUUUCGAGAGCAAAUUUAUUACAACGUCAUGAAAAAGUUCAUAGAGAUGAAUUACGAUACGGUUGUCAACACUGUGACCGUGAAUUCUUUACAACCGAAGAAUUAGAGAAACAUGAAGAUACCGUGCACAAAAAAGAAAAACCUUUUCAGUGCAACAUCUGCAACAAACGUUUCACAUACAAACAAGGAUUAGAACGUCACGAGGUGCUACACAAUGAAGAUAAAACUUUCGUUUGCGAGUACUGCAAGGAAGCAUUCCGUACGAGUACGAAGUUAGCUCGUCACCUAACGACUCAUGCUGGGCAUAGACCAUACUUAUGCAAAUUAUGUCCUCGUACAUUCCUGCUAUCUCACCACCUAACUCGACAUAUGCGUACACAUUCUGUAGAAAAACGUCAUGUUUGCGAAGAUUGCGGCAAAGCAUUCAAACGUAAAGAGAGCUUGGAAGUACAUCAACUAACGCACACAAAACGCACAGGUAUGGGAUUGACUUGUGAUGUAUGCCAGGAGUCUUGUCGAAAUAGAGCCGAUUAUGUCACUCAUAUAAAACAACACAUUGAAGCAGGUGAAAAAAUGGGACCAGAUGGAUUACAGCCAGACAGUAAAACCAAACUUGAACUAGAUUCUGAUGAAGAUGAAGAAGAGGAACAAUAUUCAGAUGGAGACGAUGAUUACGAACCACCAGCAUAUAUUGUGAAAAAACUUCCAAAACCAAGUAAAAGUAAUGAAAGCGAUGAUGAAACAGAAAGGGGAGAUAAAGAAGAAAGUCAAAAGGAGCAGGUAGUAUUUGUAAGACGUAAAGAUGGAAAUAUGAUUAAAAAGACAAUUAAAACACUGAUGCCUAUCCAGCGCAGAGAAGUGCAAGAUACAAAAGUGAAACCAAGUCUAAAUAGCAGUCAGGCUCAAUUGGGUGUAAAAUCUGUACAGUCUAAGACAUCUGAGGAAUGUGCAAAGUCUUCCCGCAUGGAUGAAACAGAAGCACAAGUUCAAAAAAUUGUUGCAUCUGUAUUUAGAGAGCACAAGAUUCCUUUGAAACAUGCAAGUCCUACUCAAGAGCAAGGUAAAGAAUUAUCUACAAAGGGUACUGUACAGAAUCAAUCAUCUAUAAAAGAGGAAAAAUUAGAAAUACCUUCUACGAUCAGUAGUACACCAAAAGCUGUUAGUACUGUUAAGGUAAUAAAGAGAAUUGUUACGAGGAAACCUGGUGGAAGCACAGAAACUACAACAAGUGUACCUUCACUAAAAGAAGGAGAUGCAACAGGUACCACUUCUCAAACGUCUAGUACAGGUCACAAAGUUACAAAAAGGGUAAUUGUUCGACGAAUUAUUCGACAAGGAGAUACUACAAGGGAGAUUAUUAUGAAUCCAGAUGGAACAAUAAUAGAUCCAGCGGAGUUGGCAAAAUUACCAACUGGUAACGUAGUAAAAAGAGUUGUUGUGAAGAAACCUCUUGAUAAGCAUUCAAAUUUGAUUCAGGCCGUGUUGCAACCAUCCACGAGUCAACGACAACCAACAAACACAAUCAAAAGUAAUGAGACUGUAUCGAACGAAUCUCAAAAGUUCGAAGUAAAAACGUCACAACCUGCAAGUGUAUCGCCGCCAAUGGCAAAAGUAACAGCAACACCCGCUGAGAAACUAGCCUCCACGGGAGGUGAUCAGGAGACUAAAGAAAAAUUGGAGCAACUAGAGAAGAGAGUGGAACAACAACGCUUGAAAAUUGAAGAAUUGGAAGCACGUAAACAACAGGAAUAUGAACCUAUAGAAGAAUUAUCACCAGAACGUCAUGAUGAGUCCGACGAUGAACAACAAUUACCACUGAAAAGGGUAUUUGUGAAGAAAAAGCAAAGUAUGUACGAUGAAGAACAAGAAUAUAAUGACAAUGACGUAACAACAACUACUCCUAUAACGACAACACUCGCAACAACAAUAUCUACAGGAACAACAGCUACGGUAACAACUCCGGCGACAGUAACAAUGGAAAGUACUCAAGGUGAGCCAGAAAAAGAAUUGCCCGAUAUCGAAAUGAAAGAAGUGGAAAAUACACAGAAAGAACCUGUGAUACCGCCAAAAGCAACAUCUACGCCUGUAGCAACGCCCAGAAGAGAAGGUAAGCCAUUGAUAACCAGUUCGAAAGUUUAUGGAAAUAAAAAAAUUAUUGUUGUAAAAUCAGACGAAGUAUCAGAAGUAGAAGAGAUGAGUCGUGAAUUAUGUAAUAUAUUGGAUUCGGCGGACUCUGUGGUGAAGAUGCAAGAAUCGGUUUUAAGUAAUCUCUCUCAAAUGUCUACAAUUGGGGAGUCUUCUCAGAAAACGUAUACUGAUAAACCAAAAGCUGGUCCUUCGAAAGCGGAUGAUAAUACUGAGGGCGAUCAUCCUCGUGAUGAUCAUGAUGAUCGCGAUGGUCGCGAUGUUCGCGAUGAUCACGGCGAUAAUGCUAAUCAUGAUGAUCAUAAUGAUGAUGUAGAAAAAAGGGAAACCGUAGUUGAGAUCCAAAAUGAAGCUGAGGCCCCGAAAUUAGAGGAUCCUGAAAUAUUAACUGUAGAUACUUCGCUAGAAUCUGACUUUAAGAAAGAACCUAAAUCCGAAGACCAAGUUGUUGUACAACCCGAACAAAAUUCUACUCUCUCCUUAGACGAACAAGACCUUUCGGAGUCCACAGACAUUUUUGAACCUUCAGAGAAUGUUUUGGACGUUCAAAAAAGUCAAUUAAACGAUUCUGUGAUUGAACUUGAACACGAAAAUCAUACGAUAAGCUUGAAUGAUACUAACGACAGUCAAGACAGUCUUGAAGAUAAACUUCAACAAAUGGAGGGUUAAAUUGCUUUCCACAAAAGUGUAAAAUGAGAGAUGCGACAAAGUUUUGAAUAUUACACUUUUGAUUACAAUUUUAUAAAUUUGAAACUCGACUUCGAUGCAUUUGGAUAGAUAAAAUGAACACAUCGAUCGUUUUAUCGCUAAAUUCCUUAAGUAAUCCCAUGAAUUUAAGAUAAUCAGAAUCUUACUAUAUUGUAUCUAAACUUCCUUAUGUAUUUUUUAUUUUUCCCGUGUGAUAAUUGUAGGAUUGGAUUACGUCUGCAAUGUUAAUUAUUAACGAUAUCAGUAAGGUACGAAAAUAAAACCUGCUAUCUAUUAAUAAACUUUGCUGCAUGAAAGAGAAAAAUUUUAUUUGAAUUAUUAUAAUAAAUUUUUGUUAUCCAUAUUAUUUUACCAAUUGUGCCAGUUGCGUUAAUCCAAUUGGAAGAAUUUUUAGACUUAGCUAAUCUGUUUAGGUAUCUAAUUCAACGUCUGGAAUUUAUGCACAUAAAUACCGAACGUAAAACAUGUAUAUACAUCGGAAGUUACGUUUUAUUUCGAAUGUAUCUGCUUUGUUCUUAAUAGGAGAUUCGUCGACGAAUCUUUUUAUUUUGUGCAGUUAUCGAAUUACAUUUUUCCAUAUUGUUAUUCAAAACUGAAUCCAUUAUUGGGAACACAAGGUACUUUAAAGAAUUAAACUUACUGUAACACUUAAUGGUAACUGUGCGAGACUAGGAUGGAAACGGUACAUAGACUACUCGAUAUUCUAUAAACAUUUGAAGUUGUGUAUCAAAUACAAACCAUGGUGUGUAAAUGUAAAUAUAAGUGUUGCUUAUUUCACCAGAAAAUCCUCUUCUAUCCUUUUAGAAUAGAUAAUCUUCUCUGCUGGAAUUUCGUAUAAAAUAUGUAUAUUUUAUUUCAUACAAUAGAACAUAGGUCAUGUAGAUAUACAUUUUAUUUUAUAUAAUAUUAUUAUAAUAUUAUAUAAAUAUGAUUACAUACGUGAUAAUACUAUCUCCGUCGUACUUUAGUGUACAAUCAUUAAAAAUCAUAUGUAACUUAUGACUAUAAAUAUAAUAGAUAUAAAAUAGCAAUGAAUAGUUAUCGGUAAACCAUCAAUAAGGAUGUACAAAAAAUUGGUUAAAUACUGAAAGCAUAUUAUCGUUAGGACUUACAAAUUAUAUUUCUGAUCACGUACUAUGUAGGAGAAUAAUUGUAUAAUUAUAACCUGCGGUAUAAUACGUUAAAACAGAUGAAUAAAAACAUCAAAAAAUAAUAUAAAAUAACUUCUGACGUUUCUUAAAUGCGCUUAUUCUUACCGAAUUUAAUUUUUGUAUCAAUGAAAUUUCUCAGAAUUUAUCAACAGACAGAAUUACAUUUAAGCAAUGCUAGAUGUCGCCACUAUGAAAUUUGGUCGUACAGAAUCGAUCUUUGGUUUUUGAUUAUCGUUCGAUUAUCGAUACAAUGAAUUCUCCUACACUUUGAAUUUGUGACAAAAAUAAGUUUAUAAAUAACGCGGAUGAAACGAACGUAUGUAAAUGAAUUAUUUGUAAAAUGCUCGUUAUAAAUCAGAUCGUAAAUUGUAAACUCAAUUCUCUUAAAAUCACCUGAUAUCAAGAGUUUGUAGUCAUUAGAACGUUAUAAUCUACUUUAAUCAUCUUGUCAGGUUGCAUAAGUUUAACUGUAUGUAUUUUGUACUAGGCAAGCGGCAAUUUUUUUUUUUUUUUCUUAAAGACGCGUUCAUAUAUUUUUCAUAUUAAACAAUCUUCUCGAUGCAUCGGAGUCAUUUGAUUUUCGAUUUCUCAAAUGUGACAGUAUAUAAAAUUUGACGAUUAGCAGCAACAGGAAGAUCAAGCGGGGUUGACGUUCUUCUGACCGGUAAGGCGCUCUAACUGCAAAAAUAAUACCUCGCAUGUUUUCGACUGUUCAAUCACUUAUAAUAACGAAUAGUGUAAAAAAAAAAAAAACAAUUAGUAUUCCCGUCUUCGAAUCUUUCUUUGUAUCUUCAUUUCUUAAAGUCCACCCCUUCCGCUGUCUAUGUACUCGAACUGC
This is a messenger RNA of Hylaeus anthracinus, 5976 nucleotides long. RefSeq lists its product as uncharacterized. Gene Ontology annotation, molecular function: zinc ion binding. The transcript is spliced from 2 exons. Bases 286 to 3948 code for a protein of 1220 amino acids. The record is from RefSeq and is a predicted model, not a curated record. Gene Ontology annotation, cellular component: nucleus. Lineage: Eukaryota; Metazoa; Arthropoda; Insecta; Hymenoptera; Colletidae.